AACUUAAAAAGUUGUAAAUAGAAAAUCAAGCUAAUCCUUUAACUCAUACUCCAUAUAAAUAUAGUCGGAGCUCCGAAUCUGAAGUUGGGAGCUCCAUUAAAAAUCCGGUGUCGGAGAUGGACCUCGUUGGAACCCUUCAAUCGGAACUCGAAACUCUUAGAAGCAGAAUCAAGGAAUUGGAAUCCGAAAAUGCUAAUUUAUCUGCUCGCCUUUCGAAUUGCAGUUGCCAAAAGACAAAGGAGAAAGGUAAUGGUAGCGUUGUCGUUGUGAAGAGCGGAGUUUUGGAUGGCCAUGGAAAGAAGAAAAAUAAGCUCAGAGAUUUAGGUUAUGGCACAAUGAUGCAUCACUCGAAAAGAUAUGUUGCUUUGAAGGUCAUGUAUUUUGGUCCAAGGUUUUAUGGUUUUGCUUCGGAGGCUCAAAUGGAUCCCACUGUUGAGGGUGAACUUUUCAAAGCUCUAGAGAGGACAAGACUCAUAUUUGGAGACAAGAAGGAAUUGCAAUACUCAAGAUGUGGUAGAACCGAUAAGGGAGUUUCAUCUGUUGGCCAAGUGAUUGCUCUGUUCUUAAGGUCAAGCCAUAGGGACUCAGGAGGGGACAAUAAGUAUUCCGGGGAAAUUUCUGUUGAAGAAUCAUGUGGAGAAAUAGAUUACGUAAGGGUACUAAACCGAGUCCUGCCAAAUGACAUUCGCAUUAUGGGAUGGUCUCCUGUUCCAAUUGGUUUCAGUGCAAGGUUCAGUUGUUUGAGCAGAGUGUACAAGUACUUCUUUUGGAAGGGAAAUUUGAAUAUAACUGCCAUGGAAACUGCUGCUGAAAAAUUCUUAGGGGAACAUGAUUUCAGAAAUUUUUGCAAAAUGGAUGCAGGCAAUGUGCACAACUACCGGCGGCACAUAAUAUCGUUUGAAAUUCUCCCCUUCAAUGAAAGUUACAAAGCUGAUCGACUCAUGAUUAUGAAAAUCAAAGGUAGUGCUUUCCUUUGGCAUCAAAUCCGGUGCAUGGUUGCCGUACUAUUUCUGAUCGGCCAGGGUCUUGAGUCCCCUAAUGUAAUAGAUGUGCUACUGGAUAUUGAAAGAACACCACGGAAACCUCAGUUCCCAAUGGCCCCAGAAAUACCUCUAGUUCUUCAAUCUUGUGAAUUCGAAGGUCUCAAAUUUAUUUGUUCAUCAGAUACAAAGCAGGCUUUGAAUGAACAUUUGGAGAGGGAAUGCCGAAGUUAUAAACUUCAAUCCGCAAUUUUUCAUGAAGCUUUGCUACACUCAUCAUGUGUUGAAAUUGACAACAAUAUAUCAAGUGACCGUACUAAGAAGAAAGAAGCUUCCCACAUUCCUCUAUUGUCUCGACCAACUGAGCCAUCAUAUGAAGAGCGGCGUAAAAAGCUGGAUGCAGAUAGAAAGUGAAUUUAGGAGAAAUGAAAUGAAUGAGAGCAUCGGUGAUACAGAUCCAUGGUGUUUAUGUCUUCUAAUAUUAUCUUGUUGUAACAUUAACUUGUAAUCGUUAUAUGCCGUUUCAUUUAGCCUACCUUUAAUAGGAAGUGUACCUCUAUUGCCCUUCACUUUAAAUCAACAGUUCGUUUUGCGCAUGUUUUUAUUACCACAUGCUACAAGCGUUUUAGAAAUUUUGUAUAUCUUUCCUGUGAUUGCUGGUAGAGCUAAGCCUGGAAUUAGAACUCUUCUUCAAAGCUUUAUGUUUUAGCUGUUGAAAGAUCUAUUUUUUAGGCA
Messenger RNA from Lycium ferocissimum, 1715 nucleotides. RefSeq lists its product as uncharacterized. Gene Ontology annotation, cellular component: nucleus; cytoplasm. Lineage: Eukaryota; Viridiplantae; Streptophyta; Magnoliopsida; Solanales; Solanaceae. The coding region runs from base 117 to 1394 and encodes 425 amino acids. Gene Ontology annotation, molecular function: RNA binding; pseudouridine synthase activity. The record is from RefSeq and is a predicted model, not a curated record. The transcript is spliced from 15 exons. Gene Ontology annotation, biological process: tRNA pseudouridine synthesis; mRNA pseudouridine synthesis.